Messenger RNA from Dacryopinax primogenitus, 1704 nucleotides. RefSeq lists its product as uncharacterized. The record is from RefSeq and is a predicted model, not a curated record. The transcript has 4 exons. The coding region runs from base 1 to 1704 and encodes 567 amino acids. NCBI's taxonomy places the organism in Eukaryota, Fungi, Basidiomycota, Dacrymycetes, Dacrymycetales, Dacrymycetaceae.
AUGGAAUUGCAGAAUGAAACCUCGGCUGGCGAAGAGUUUGGUACCAUCCAGGCACCCCUGUCAUCCGAAGACACGCUGUUGUCGGGCUUAGACCAGCCUGAGGCGCUCUCGUCAGUUUCUUCAAGCAGAGGCGGAUCGAAUGAAGAAGGAAGCGGGUACGAAUUCAUGAUGGAAGGACUUUCCCUUAGAGUAUUCGACCCGUCGCUGGGUGAACGCAGAGGAAUUGGAUCGGAAACUGCGCCAUCGGCUGCUGGAUAUCUAACUGUGGACAUCACUCCAUUGGCAUCGAUCGCACCAUCUGCUGGUGUUUUCUUCCCCUACGUGUUUCUUCGCUCUUCAAGAUCCCCACCGAGUUCGUCCCCGCACGCAUUCGAGGCGUUUGCCAGCGACAAAUACGGUGCCUACGAAGUGGGGACUGCAAUAAUUCCUGUGACGUCGUGUACCGGCUCGGCGACGGCCUAUCACCAAGUACCUGGAACACGGUAUCGUCGCAUUGGCACGCUCGCGGACUUGAUCCAUCCUCAUGAAGAGACAAACAACACCCCCAUGACACCAGCCUUGGUGCACGACCACGGCUAUGCCAAAUUUCUUGAAGAUCUCCACCAAGCUGCUGAAGAGCGGGAUGUUGGACGAAUGCCACGGCCAAUGGACCUAGCUUAUAUCAUCUACCUGGUUAACUGUUCGGGUGGACAUGGCGAUGACCAAUCGGCUCUCUCAGCAUCCGGUAUAGAGAUCACAAGUGCAUUAGUUGCCCCGCGAGAUUGUGGAAGCAACGGAUCCGAGACAACCAACACUGUUGUAGAUGACGACCUGAUGCAGAUGCUUGCCGAAGGCGUAACCUCGUCACCACCAUCUGAGCAACAUGGGACGGGUCCGCAGCAGCCCGAACAACACGACACAUCUCCAAGUUCGGAUUCCGAACUGCGAAGCUCGACAAUGGUCACGAGUCGGAAUACACACGUCCAGCGGAGAGGGGUCGUCUCUGUUGGCCUGUCCACCAGAAGAAUAAAGGGUUCCCGCGGGCGGCCGGGUCAAACAGCACGUGCACUGCAAGAGACAGAACGGUUCAUAGCUAUCGCCUCUUAUCUCCAAAAUCUCUUUCCGACCCUCAGCACGAAGUUGGCUGGUAGUGGAGGUGGGCUCGCCGGAGGCGACAGCGCAUGGUUGUUCAAAACCAGAACGGAGGCUUUUUUGAACGUUUGCGAAGUUUUGGAAAUGCGAGCAGACGAUCUCCACAUCGGUAUUGACCAAGCUACAUCGCGCUCAGUUUCGGUGGGUUGCGAUGUGGUCGCUGGUUGGUUCGCGUCCUUCCCGAAGGCGAAGUCGCUCAAUCGAGCGACGUUGACAAACCAUCGCGGCAUUCUCAAUCGGUGGGGAGCCCUCUGGGCUGAUUCCGAAAGCGAUUACGAGGUCAAUAAGGACAUCCUUAACACACCACGUGAUCAAAUGGUGUAUCGUCAUCCGCCACGCAAGCCAAGAGGGCCUGAAGGUGUAAAGUUUCUUUCUGUGGAAAUAUUGGGUCUUAUCGGCUAUCUCUUUGCACCAGAUGAGACUGACAGACGGCGGUUAUUACCGUCCGCACUGGAAGAAAAUUUCUUUCAAAAGCUAUCAAAACGGUUGGCAUGGGGAACUGUGGAAAGUGAGAUCGCGGUGUAUUUUCCUGAUUAUGCUCCUCGACGUCGGGUUGCUAUUUCCAAGACGUAG